AUGUUUAUAAGCAACCCUUGCUCCCAUUCGUUCUGCAAUGAUUGCAUUGGCAAAUACGUAAAGGCCAAAAUCCACGAAAACAUAGCAAUGGUUAAAUGCCCUGAUGUGAACUGCAAUGCUGCUUUAGAACCACAAUUUUGCCGUUCGAUUGUUCUUUUUCAUAGGCUGUUCUGCGCGCAAUGCAGGGUUGCAUGGCAUGCCGGAAUCUCGUGCAGUGAGUUCCGAAAUCUGGGGAAGGCGAGACUCGGGAGACCGAGGGAAGAUAUUAUGGUGGUGGAGUUGGGUAAGAACAUGAAGUGGAGAAGAGGUUCGAAGUUUCUGACUUCAGCAGAUCUUCUCUAUUAA
Gossypium arboreum is the source of this 345-nucleotide messenger RNA. RefSeq lists its product as uncharacterized. Gene Ontology annotation, biological process: protein polyubiquitination; ubiquitin-dependent protein catabolic process; positive regulation of proteasomal ubiquitin-dependent protein catabolic process. Gene Ontology annotation, cellular component: ubiquitin ligase complex; cytoplasm. The record is from RefSeq and is a predicted model, not a curated record. Gene Ontology annotation, molecular function: ubiquitin conjugating enzyme binding; ubiquitin protein ligase activity. Lineage: Eukaryota; Viridiplantae; Streptophyta; Magnoliopsida; Malvales; Malvaceae. The transcript has 3 exons. Bases 1 to 345 code for a protein of 114 amino acids.